CAAUCACGGCCGGUUGUGAUUCAGCCUGAAUUUGAACCAGGGUGUCUGUAGUGACGCCUCUAGCCCUGAGAUGCAGUGCCUUAGAUCACUGAUUUCUUGUAUUUAUAGCCAUGGUGAUCAAAUGCACUGUGCCGUUGGUGCGAAAAUCACAGAAGAUUGUUAAGAACUCUUUCUUAUUUAUUUAAAUAUUUUUUAUAUAUAUUGACUUUCAAUGUUAGUAGUUGCAGCAGCAGGGAAAUAUUUGGGGGUGAGAGAUUUAAGUGCUGAUGGUCUAUAGGAAGAUGGUGUAGGACCUUUUUGGGCGAAAGUAGUGGGUAAUGUAUAGGUGCAGGGUUAGAUAGUGGUGCAAUAUAAGACUCUCCCAUGCCCCUUUUUCUUGUUGUUUGUGACCAAAAUGUGCAAUUCGCACUCUGACCUGCGACAAGAGCAAAACACAACACAGCGUCUAUUCUUCCGGAAAGCCACACGAAGAAGAUAUACGUGACACGCGAGUCAUCUGAUCUACGUUAGAGCAAAAGGGGAAUUAUGUUGCUGGAAAAUCGCCGAAGGAUGGAGACUUUAUUCAGCGUAGCGUUUAUCUUCUGCUCGGCUUUUACGGCAGGUGUUCAGGGGGACAGCCUCACCAUAUUGCAGGCCCCAGGGUACGUGUCCUUCCAAAAGGGAGACUGGCCAAUCUCUGGGGAGAAGAUUCCAGAUAUGGUGGCUCUGACUAUGGGGUUCUCUGUCCAGGAGGAUCUCUCCUGGCCUGGCCUCCGGGCAGGUCAGUUGUUCCAGCGUCCCAGGGCCAACAUGCUGGUGGUGGUGAGGGGGGUGGACAGCCUGGCCCUGCCCCAGAAUGUGGCCUCCUAUCCCUUGGAGAACCCGGUACCGUUCACCCUGGACAGUGUGGCUGAGACGGUUCAUUCUCUCUUUGCUGAGGACACUCCUGUGGUCCUCCAGCUGGCCCCUAGUGAGGAGAGGCUGUACAUGCUGGGGAAGGCCAACGCGGUGUUUGAGGACCUGCCUGUGACCCUGCAGCAGAUCCGUUCUCGUCUCUCCCAGGAUGGCUCCGUGCUGGCCUCCCUGCCACUUAACUCCCUCAACCGCAACGCUGAGGCUGAUCUGCUCUUCCUGUCUGAGGUCCAGGUUCUGCAUGACAUCACUGCCCUGCUGCAGAGACACCGGCACCUGGCCCAGGACCACUCCCCUGACCUGUACUCCCUGGAGCUGUCUGGCCUGGAGGAGCUGGGCCGUCGCUACGGACAGGACUCCCAACAGUAUCGAGACGCCACCGCCAUCCUGGCCAACGUCCUACAGAAGUUUGGUGAGGACGUGUUUGGUCUCUAUGGUGGCAGUGCAGUGGUCGAGGUUGUCACUGUGAAGAGCUUUGAGGCACCAUUGACCAGGAAGUCCCGCUCCAUCCUGGAGUCCAAACAGAUCAGUAACCCUGGCAGUCCCUAUAACCUGGCCUAUAAAUAUAACUUUAAUUAUGCAGUGAUCUUCAACAUUGUGCUAUGGCUGAUGAUCAUCCUUGCCUUGGCUGUCAUUGUCAUCUCAUACAAUCUGUGGAACAUGGACCCAGGAUAUGACAGCAUCAUCUACAGGAUGACCAAUCAGAAGAUCAGGUUGGACUGAAGUCUGCCCAGCAACACUCCAGCCCUCCAAUUAGCCCUCUCCUAGUGGAAGUUUAUUGUUUUUCUUGUUUUGUUUGAAAAAUAAAGAUGUGGAGCCUUGGAGUCUUAGCCCCUACUCUCUAGGUACUUGUUUAGAUCUGAGAGAGUUGGAUAGGUAUAAGCAAUAUGGUGAAAAUAAUUCCACCCAGCUUGGUAUAUAAGCCACGGUCGAACUAAUUAUAAACCAAAUAGUGUAUACCUAUCCAAACUCUCAGAUAUACACAAGGUUAUAGGGGUUGACUGAGGAGUAGACAUCAGAAUAGCAGUUGUUCAGGUGGAGGUAAUAGUUUAAUCCAAUAUGUAUGACAUGUAUGUGAGGUGCAGUUCACUGUAAUGUCACUGGUAAGUACUGCAAAGGUUGACAAUACAGAAUUUUAACACUGUAGAGCUGUGUCUGAAGCCUAGUCAUGUACCUUCUAGCCCACACUUCACAUUUAUUUUGAGUGUCCACAGUAGUUGUCCUACUUCCUUGGUGAUUGAAAAUGUCCUGUUUUAUUUUUUGUAAAAAUAAAAAAUAUUGUAAUGCCCUGAAAGACUGAGAAUUAUAUGGUGUGUGUGAUGUAAAUGAUUGUAUUUUUUGAGGUAUAAAACUUAAGUUAAAGUGAAAUGUGUAUAUAUUGAAGUUAGAAAUGCAAAUAUCUUGAAUAAACUGCUGUAUUGGUAUGGUGAGGUCUGUAAUAUUCACUGGCAUGUUGCAUGAAUUUUGCAGUUGUGUGACGAUAUGAAACAGGAAAAUAUUAUGUACAAUAUGGGCAAUAAAUUAUUUAAAAUCCUA
Messenger RNA from Oncorhynchus kisutch (coho salmon), 2427 nucleotides. Its product is annotated as renin receptor-like. The record is from RefSeq and is a predicted model, not a curated record. Gene Ontology annotation, biological process: positive regulation of Wnt signaling pathway. Gene Ontology annotation, cellular component: membrane; external side of plasma membrane. Lineage: Eukaryota; Metazoa; Chordata; Actinopteri; Salmoniformes; Salmonidae. The coding region runs from base 526 to 1614 and encodes 362 amino acids. Gene Ontology annotation, molecular function: signaling receptor activity. The transcript has 9 exons.